Messenger RNA from Anarrhichthys ocellatus (wolf-eel), 1838 nucleotides. RefSeq names its product dehydrogenase/reductase (SDR family) member 3b (gene dhrs3b). NCBI's taxonomy places the organism in Eukaryota, Metazoa, Chordata, Actinopteri, Perciformes, Anarhichadidae. The transcript is spliced from 6 exons. Bases 377 to 1285 code for a protein of 302 amino acids. The record is from RefSeq and is a predicted model, not a curated record. Gene Ontology annotation, biological process: retinoid metabolic process; regulation of retinoic acid receptor signaling pathway. Gene Ontology annotation, molecular function: all-trans-retinol dehydrogenase (NAD+) activity. Gene Ontology annotation, cellular component: lipid droplet.
GACAGGACUGGAACACAACACUAAAGCCCAGCGGUUUCAGUAGCGCACACCGCGGAGCGUCGCCUGGACUUGCUUCUGGUGACUCUACCAGUGGUUGACAGGCGCAAUGACUGAUCGCUCACUCAUAUCGAGAGCGUGAUGCACGUCGACUAUCAUGUCAGAGCUCCUCUAAGUCACACACUUCUGCUCUUUUAAAUAUGCCUCCGCCUGAGGAUUACUCAUGCAACUGUUUCUGAGGCUGCAGACGAGAUUGUUUUUGCAUGCGGAUAAACUUGCAGGAGCUCGCGAGUCGCUGUUGGAGGAUACGUGCACGUAAAAACCUGCAGCGUCAACAUUACAGCCCCGCUAAUCGGCUGCCCCGCGAGCACUCUUCGACAUGGAUUUGAGGAGCGCGUGUCGCAUGUGCCUCUUCCCGGUUCAAAUGCUCUACUAUGUGGUCCGAGCAAGUUUGUUUUCGCUGUUGCCAGGCAGAAGGAAGGAACUGACCAAGGAGGUGGUAUUGAUCACCGGUGGGGGACGAGGCAUCGGGCGUCACCUGGCUAAAGAGUUUGCCAAGCAGGGGGCCAGAAAGGUGAUCCUGUGGGGCCGAACAGAAAAGUGCCUCAAAGAAACGGCAGAAGAGAUUUCUCUCUCAGGAACAGAGUGCCAUUAUUUCCUGUGUGAUGUGGCCAAUCGGGAGGAAGUAUACAAGCAAGCCAAGGUUGUAAGAGAAAAGGUGGGAGAUGUCACGAUAUUGGUGAACAAUGCCGCCGUGGUCCACGGCAAAAGUCUGAUGGACAGCGAUGACGACGCCCUUCUGAAAUCCCAACACAUCAACACCAUGGGACAGUUCUGGACUACAAAAGCCUUCCUGCCUCGGAUGCUGGAGCUGCAGCAUGGCCAUGUAGUGUGCAUAAACUCCAUCCUGUCCCAGUCCCCCAUCCCUGGGGCCAUAGACUACUGCACCUCCAAGGCCUCAUCGCUGGCCUUCAUGGAGAGUUUGACGCUGGGGCUGCUGGACUGUCCCGGCGUUGGCUGCACCACUGUUCUUCCCUUCCACACCAAUACAGAGAUGUUCCAGGGCAUGAGAGUCAGGUUUCCCCAGCUCUUUCCACCUCUCAAACCCGAGGUAGUGGCCCAGAGCACCGUGGAUGCAGUCAGAGCUGACAAGGCCUUCCUUUACCUGCCCUGGACUAUGCAUGCCCUUGUCAUUUUAAAAAGCUUCAUGCCACAAGUUGCACUUGAAGAAAUCCACAAGUUUUCUGGGAGUUACACCUGCAUGAACACGUUCAAAGGGAGGACAUGAACCUGGAUUGCACACAAUGUGAGAGAGACCCAAACAGCUCUGGGGUGUUGUGAAGGGAAAAUGGACCUUAAGACAUCUGGAAGUGGAGGAGGCCCUGUGAUUGUGGGAAGACAAAUACUUAGGGGACAUGCAAAGACGGUUGCUCCUGCAGGUAGAAUUAAUUGAUAAAAUGCAGGGUGUGUGUGUGUGUGUGUGUGUGUGUGUGUGUGUGUGUGUAUGUAUGUGUAUGUGUAUGUGUAUGUGUGUGUGUGUGUGUGUGUGUGUGUGUGUGCGCCUGCCUGCCUGCCUGCCUGCCUAUGUGUAUAGUAUGAAGGACUGAAUGCCAUUCUUACUUUGAACAGAAGCCAUGAAUAGGUCUGUACCAGUAGUUAUUCUGGGAGUUUUUUCCUGUGACACUUGUUUUAGCCUGUUUUUACGCUUCUUUUUUUCCUUUUAAUGUCUUUGAAUCAAAAGAAGAUAAUAAAACUGAGUUUUAGAAGACUCACUGUGUUUCUUUGUGCAUGAUGAAAAUAGAAAAAAAUAAAACACUUGGGAGGUAUUCGUUGUUUUGUGU